Cynoglossus semilaevis (tongue sole) is the source of this 601-nucleotide messenger RNA. It is a transcript of the gene cenpw, whose product is annotated as centromere protein W. The transcript is spliced from 3 exons. Gene Ontology annotation, molecular function: protein heterodimerization activity; DNA binding. The coding region runs from base 175 to 402 and encodes 75 amino acids. Gene Ontology annotation, cellular component: kinetochore; nucleoplasm. Lineage: Eukaryota; Metazoa; Chordata; Actinopteri; Pleuronectiformes; Cynoglossidae. Gene Ontology annotation, biological process: mitotic cell cycle; chromosome segregation; kinetochore assembly. The record is from RefSeq and is a predicted model, not a curated record.
GCAUAGAGUGGGAGGAAAUUGAGAUAUAAGACGAUAAGACAUAUGAUAAGUAUUCCUGCAAUUGUGAGGGCAAAGACACGAAGAAGAAAGCACUGCCCGGAAGUAGGCAAAGCGGGAUUUUUGAAAAACAUAACCUAACUCGUCUGCCGAGUGGACUCUAAAAGAGACCUCAAAAUGAUAAAGAAGGCGCCUAAGCUGAAAUAUAUUAUAAAAAGGAAAGCAAAGAGCCAAAUUAACGUGAGGCCAACGUCGGAAGCGAUGAUCGAACUGCUAACGUUGAUGUUUAUAAAAAGCCUGGCAGAGGAGGCAAAGAGUAACGCAUUUGAAGAAAAGUCUGCAACGAUCAGAGCUCGCAACUUGAAAGCAGUUGCUAAGAAAAUGCUGAAAAAAGCAAGAGGCUGAAGACUGUUUUUUUUUUGGUGCAGUUUCAACAAGGGUGGCAAUGGAUGAUGACAACAAUGUUUUUGCUUUUUAUUAACAUCUUAUUUGCACAUUUUUAACACAUUUUUUAGUGCUGUUAUAUCUUUAACAAAUGUUCACUGUUUUAUUGAUGUCAUUGUUUGUUUGAUUUGAAUAAAGACUGUUGUAUUGUAAAAAAAAA